GAUGUGCUUGAUGCUUGGUUGUGUGUUUGCUAAAGUUAUAAAUUUGUUAUUAAUCAAAUACAAUUUUAUUUUACAUGUACAGUAAUUAAAGCCUUGUUUAAUUGAAAAAAACGUAAUAUAGUCUACGAUAACAAUGUAAAAAACAAAAGUUACUUUGAAAAUGGAAGAUAUUCAAACUGCUUAUUGCAGGUUCUGUGCUCAACAGAGUAACAGCGACAAAAUGCUAAACGUAUUUCAAGACAAUAACAAAUUUGACGAUAUCAACAUGAAAUUACUAUUUUUCAACGCUGAUUAUGUUGACUUAAUAUCAGAAAGUCCGUUACCGAAAACAAUAUGUUUUGUGUGCCUAGAAGAGCUGAAUAAAUCUUAUGAGUUUUUCUGUAAUAUAAAAAAAGCUCAGACUUUCCUUAACGACAUUUUUCCACUUAUUGAACAGUUUUCUGAUGACGACAAGAACUUCGAUGAUUGCGUUGAUGAAUCAGAGCUUAAGGAAGAUAUACCGAUAUUGGCAACAAAUAAUAUGAUGGAGGUUAAAGUUGAACCAAAAGAAGAAGAAGUGGACGAAAAAGUUGAUUUUGAUGAUAUAUUCGAAACUGCUUUAAGAUGUUCGCCUGUUUACGAGGACAAAGAGGGGGUUAAGAAAUCUAUAUCAAAAUGGAAAGACUACCCGUGGAUUUGUGCCUUUUGUAACAUUGAAUUCUUGGAUGUUGAAACUCUACGGCUUCAUAGCCGUCUAACCCAUGGAAGAUGUAACGCCUUUUCCUGUGUAUUCUGUAAGAAUUUUGAAUGUGUUUACUUCAUUGAUUUUGUUAAUCAUGUCAGAAAGCAUAAGAGGAAAUUAAGAAAACGCUGCGAAUACUGUGAUGCUAUGGUUAAGAGUGAUGAGUUAAAAAAACAUGCAACCGAGCAUUUAAAAGAUGAAAUACCAUGUCACUACUGUGGCGAAGUGUUCUCAAAAGUCAAACUACAAGAACACCUCGAGGAGUUUGAACCUAUCAAACCAAAACGAAAAAGGCACAAAAAGCGAGGUGUUCCAAUCACAAUUGAUGAUCUAACAUGUAAACUCUGCAAUAAAAUAUACAAGUCCUUAAAUAGUUUAAGAGAUCAUCAGAAGUUACAUUCUAAAGACAGAAAAAAGGAAUAUACAUGUGAAAGAUGCGGCAAGAUGUUUUAUAAUAAGGGAACACUGACAUCUCACAUUAUGGCCCAUGAUAAAGUAAGACCACAUGUAUGUAGGAUAUGUAAUAAAUCAUUUUCAUACCCUAAUAUGUUGAGGCGUCAUGUUGAUAUGCAUUCAGGAACAAAACCGUUUUCAUGUGACCAAUGUGGACGCUGUUUCAGACUACAAUAUCAAUUGAAUGCUCAUAAAAUAAUUCAUACAGAUGCAAUGCCCCAUGUUUGCAAGUACUGCAGCAAGGCUUUUAGGUUUAAACAGAUUUUGAAGAAUCAUGAACGACAGCAUACUGGAGAUAAACCGUACGAAUGUGAACACUGCCUUAUGAAGUUUACAAAUUGGUCCAACUUCAACAAACAUAUGAAAAGGAGACAUAAUAUGGAUACAUCUAAGAAGAAGAUAACUCCAGAAGGUGUAUUUCCCAUCAACCCGCAGACUGGUGAAUUAGUUCAAGUGAUUGAUGCGGGGACGGAAGAGUGGAAAAGUAAAAUCAUGGUGCCAGGUAAAAGAGGCAGGAAGUCUAUGAAAAAGAAUGUAUAGUGCCUUUUAUAAUCUUAAAUACUUAGUUUGAUAGCACAAUUUCAUAAAUCAUGAAUACUAUUGUCAACAACAGCUUAUUUAUUAUAGAGUUCACAGAGUAGAAAAAUCUCUCUAUAUCAUACAAAUCAGCCAUGGUAUAAGAAUGAUAUUAUUCUUAUUAUAAAAUAUCAUACAUAAGUACAAUUCAACCAUGAUGUUAAACUAUAAUAAGGCCAAAACCCCCUUCAACUUGCCAGAUUGGUUUUUCGGUCCCUAUUUUAGUCAAAUAAACCAGUAUUUUAAAAUUUAUUAAUUGUCCGGUUACACCCGUUGUACUUAAUUAAAACAACCCAAGUAGUGCCAGAGGCCCAGUGCUUAUUUCAUAUUUGUAAAUACUAAAUAUUUUAUCACAAUCAUAAAACCUGUCAAUGUACAGUUAGUAAGUUUGAUGUAUUAUAUAAUUAUGUUCAUAUUUGGACAAAAAAAUCUUAAAUUAAUAAACUGUAAAUAUAUUAA
This is a messenger RNA of Leptidea sinapis, 2209 nucleotides long. RefSeq names its product zinc finger protein 675-like. Gene Ontology annotation, molecular function: DNA-binding transcription factor activity, RNA polymerase II-specific; zinc ion binding; RNA polymerase II transcription regulatory region sequence-specific DNA binding. Gene Ontology annotation, cellular component: nucleus. The coding region runs from base 161 to 1714 and encodes 517 amino acids. NCBI's taxonomy places the organism in Eukaryota, Metazoa, Arthropoda, Insecta, Lepidoptera, Pieridae. The record is from RefSeq and is a predicted model, not a curated record. The transcript has 2 exons. Gene Ontology annotation, biological process: regulation of transcription by RNA polymerase II.